This is a messenger RNA of Magallana angulata, 2231 nucleotides long. RefSeq lists its product as uncharacterized. Lineage: Eukaryota; Metazoa; Mollusca; Bivalvia; Ostreida; Ostreidae. The coding region runs from base 234 to 668 and encodes 144 amino acids. The record is from RefSeq and is a predicted model, not a curated record. The transcript is spliced from 3 exons.
GUAAAAGCUACGCGUUCUCGAAGAACUUGCUUUAUAGCGAUGCGGUGCCGAGUUCGGGUCUGAAUGUUCAAAAACGGGUGUUAACACAACUAGAAUGUGCUAGAUUGUGUGGGCAAGAAGUGACCUGUCAAACCUUCUUCUACAAACCACUGGACGGAGUGUGUUCUCUUUACAAUCAUCCCCUCCUUGAGUAUACCCCUGUCAUCUUUGAGGAAGGUGUGGAAAUAUACACGAUGAAAGGUUGUCAAUUUUCAGAUUUUACAAUGUAUAGAGAAGGUGGUAUAUGCAUUAGUAUUUUCUCUGCGGAAAAUAUGACAUCAUUGUAUGCCAGCACAGCGUGUAAUCACCGAGGCGGAGAACUGAUAUCAUUAGACACUGACGGAAAGAUACAGUUUUUAAAAACAUACUUGCUCCAAUACUUUAAGUGGACAACACCAGUCUUGAUUGGACUUGACAAUUCGGAUGGAUGGAAAUGGUCCAACAAUGUAUCUUUGACAUACAGUUCUCUCUUGCAAUAUCAGCUCAACAGUUAUGAUGCACAAAUGCACCUAUGUCCCGACAACUACUGUGGAGUUCUUAGAAUCUCUCCCACAGAAUCACUGUUGUUUGAUCAGUGCUGUAGUAACAUAAGACCGCUCUCGGUGUGUUCGAUGUCCACAACAUUGUAAACGGCUGAUGUUAAUUAAACAUUUUAAGAAGGCCGGAUGGUCGUGGUCAGUUUUAGACUAUAUUGACCUCCUUGAGACGGAGAGCUCUAUAUAAAGUUAAAACGUUUUUGUUGUGUUUGUUAUAUCUUGUUAAACCGAGUCCAGAAAAUCUCCUAUUGUCCUGCAACCCCCCAGUAAAUUACCUGUAGCUCCGAUAGGUUCUACUUAUAUGCAUAUGCGGCUUGAAGUGAUAUACUGGACUGCUGUAGAAAAUUGGGAUGAACUCAAACUCACAGAAACACAAUAGGAGAGGGAGAAACACAGCUACUUGCUCCUCCAAUCUCACGGGAAAUUAACCACCUUUCUCGUGCAAACUGCACAGAAUAUAUGUAUGAAAAUUGAAAUCCUUAGAUCCAAAAUCGAAGAAAAAGGUCUGGCAGUAAAAACGACCUAUUGCACGACUUUUAAAAACAUAAAUGCACUGUUUAAUCCUACAGAAACCGCGCCACCUGCUACCGUUGAUGUUAUUUAUCCUUCAAACUAUAUAAAUGAAAUAAAAUAAAAAGAAAUAGUUUGAUGAUAUUCGUGCAUUUUACGAAGUUGUUGCAAUUUUGGCUACGAUGAAUGUAAUUGAAUAAAUAACGUAUGCAAGUUGAGAUCAAAUUAGAGGUAAAAAAAAAAAACUUUGUACCGGUGCAUCGGUGGCUCGAACCUUUAGCUUUAGGUAGUAAGUGGAGCCACUAAGCCAAGCAUUUCGUUGAACGGCUUUGCGUUAUAUUAACACUUCAAGACUUAUUUUUGUUUAUAUAAUAGGCAGAUUUAUGGUACGAAUGAAAUAAUUCCGGAAAAUUAAGCGUUAUCGAAUAUUGCCGAGGAUUGGAGAUCGUUAACUUAUUUAAUAGUGCCAGGUUAAUGAAGUGAAGCAGAACGAUCGAAAAAAAAUAAUCACAAGCAAUGGAGAGACAAAAUGUUUUAGGCAAGUAUAAGCCGAAAACUGACCAUUCGGUCAGAGGUUAUACUGUCCUCAGCGCUGCCACACCUCGUACUGUACAAUAUCUGACAGAAUAGACAGUUUUCGGCUUUUAACCGGUACAUAUAAUAGGAAAAUGAUAAAUGUUAAAACUACAAUAGUUGGGUUGCAUCUUUACUGAAUAGUUUAUUGCUAAAAUAUACUUAUACUAUUAUGGUAGAUCUAUACUUAUACUAUUAUGGUAGAUCUAUACUUAUACUAUUAUGGUAGAUCUAUACUUAUGAUAUUAUGGUAGAUCUAUACUUAUACUAUUAUGGUAGAUCUGGGGUAGAUUUGCUGACCACUCAGCCUUUUCAAGCAAUAAAAUACACUAUUCAAAACAUAGUUCGCUAUCGAUGACUGUGUGAUAUAAUUCUGCAUAAAACAAUAUGUUUCUACUUCUAAGGAACAUUUAUCAAUAGUACACUCUUGUAAUAUAAAAAUAUCAGGCUAAUAUUCAAUGCAAAUACUCGUGUACAUGUAUCUAUUUUUGUAGCUGUUGAAUCGUUUAUGAUUUUGUAAUGAAAGAUUUGUACUUUAAAUGAAACUCGUACAGAAUUAAACUAGUAUUGUCA